UCUAAAAGGUUUUGCUGCUGACCUGACCCUCUGCUUGAAUCAGGGUUUCAUGAUAAGUUGUUCAACCUGUUCUGAGGCUGCGGCGUGUUCAAUAAUCGGCAGCGAAAAUGCCUUCCCACAAGACCUUCAGAAUUAAGAAGAAACUCGCCAAGAAGAUGAGGCAGAACAGACCCAUCCCUUAUUGGAUCCGCAUGAGAACCGACAACACCAUCAGGUUCAAUGCUAAGCCCAGGCACUGGCGCCGCACCAAGCUCGGAUUUUAAGGUCCAUGUCAAUUGUCAACCUUCGACUUGAGAUUUUUAUUUUGUUUUGGUUUUUCUAGAAUGUUAUGAGCGAUGUGGAAAGGUUCUAGCUUUGGUCACGUGGUUACACAGAGGGAUCAUUGUAGAGCGUUUCCAUAAACCCUAUGUUAUUUUUUGUAUUUUUUUAAAUGCUAUUAAUUAAUGUGAACUGUGAUGGUAGUUUUUAAUUUUAUUAACUACCUUUGCUUUU
Molecule: messenger RNA, 492 nt
Organism: Glycine soja
Lineage: Eukaryota; Viridiplantae; Streptophyta; Magnoliopsida; Fabales; Fabaceae
Product: 60S ribosomal protein L39-like
Exons: 3
Coding region: 108-263 (51 amino acids)
Biological process (GO): translation
Cellular component (GO): ribosome; cytosolic large ribosomal subunit
Molecular function (GO): structural constituent of ribosome
Source: RefSeq, a predicted model, not a curated record